CUGUUCAACACUCAGGCCCAAAGUCUGCUCCUGAUGACCUCGGUGGCCAUGCCUGUGUUCAGCAAGAAGAAAGAGACUCUGUCUCAUGGGAUCCUGCUAGGAGUGGUAGGAACUGAUGUGGCUUUGAGAGAACUGAUGAGAUUAGCGCCAAGAUACAAGCUGGGUGUCCAUGGUUAUGCCUACCUCAUCACCAAUAAUGGCUACAUCUUGUCUCAUCCUGACCUACGACCUCUGUAUAAGGAGGGGAAGAAGCUAAAGCCCAAACCCAACUAUAACAGUGUUGAUCUGUCAGAGGUGGAAUGGGAAGACACUGAGGAGAAAGUGA
Messenger RNA from Larimichthys crocea (large yellow croaker), 325 nucleotides. RefSeq names its product voltage-dependent calcium channel subunit alpha-2/delta-4-like. The annotation marks the transcript as partial. The transcript has 4 exons. Gene Ontology annotation, cellular component: voltage-gated calcium channel complex. Gene Ontology annotation, molecular function: voltage-gated calcium channel activity. The record is from RefSeq and is a predicted model, not a curated record. Lineage: Eukaryota; Metazoa; Chordata; Actinopteri; Sciaenidae.